AUGAUCACCAUGAACGAGCUCGUCGAUCUGCGAAUGCAGCAGCAUAUCGCGCACGAGAUCUACCGCCAUCAGAUAAUGCAACGCAUACCAGAUCCAUUUCCACCAAUGCUGCCCAUUCCGAUGCCACGUCACGUGAUAAUGCCACCCCGUGUCGCGUUGCCCGGCGUGGAGAUGACUCUGCAAAAUGACGAGCUCUGGAAGCAAUUCCAUCAGAUUGGCACGGAAAUGAUCAUCACAAAGAGCGGCAGACGCAUGUUUCCCUCGAUGCGCCUGAGCGUUUCAGGCCUGGAGGACGAGACAAACUAUUGCGUCCUGCUGGAAAUGGUGCCCAUUGGCGACUGCCGCUACAAAUUCUCCGGCUCGCAAUGGGUGCCAGCUGGUGGCGCCGAGCCGCAGAGUCCACAGCGCAUGUACCUCCAUCCGGACAGUCCAGCAACAGGCGCACACUGGCAGGCCCAGCCCAUACUCUUCAACAAGGUGAAGCUGACCAACAAUACGCUGGACAAUAGCGGGCAUAUUGUGCUGGCCAGCAUGCACAAGUAUCAGCCCCGUUUGCAUGUCAUACGCACCGCUGAUCUGGCGCAGAUACCCUGGGCGCCGCAGCAGGCUUUUGUGUUUGCCGAGACGGAGUUUGUGGCAGUGACAGCGUACCAGAAUGAUCGCAUCACGAAGCUAAAAAUCGACAACAAUCCGUUUGCGAAGGGCUUCCGCGAAACGGGACAAUCGCGCUGCAAACGCAAAAUGUCUUCAUCGCCAACCGAUGACGAUCAAGAUCUGCCCCAGACGCAUUUGCAGUCCCCUGGCUCGCUUGACAUGUCGCCAGGCAAAUCCACAUCGACAGCAGCAGAAGCAGCAGCAACAACCUCGAACAACAGCGAACAGGAUGGGCCGCAAAUUAAGCGCCUGAGAUCAAAUGGUUCCGCCUGUUCGUUAUCGUCAUCACUGGAUGGCGCUGAGCCUGUGCCUGUGCCUGUAGCUGUGCCUGGGCCUGGGCCUGGCGCCAUCUCAAUGGGUUCGCCCCCCGGCGCCACCACAUUCAUGCAGCACUUUCAGCAGAACAUGCAGACGCUGCUGCGACCCUCGCUGGUCGACCUGGCCUGCACCUACUUUGGCCGUCCCGCACAUGAGUACAAUGGAGCGACGCCGGCGUCGCAUUUGUAUCCGCCAGCGUCCAUUUUGCAAGCCGCACUGCCACCACUUCCGGCGCUUACCCUGCCGCACAACAUUUCCGUUCAGCAAACCGAUGAAUCGACAACUGAUGAAGCGGAGCUAGAUGUUGGCAGCGAGACGACGACAACAACGACAGCAACAUCACAUUCACCCCCGGAGCAGCUCCCGGCGCCCGAGGCACCCGCCAGGCGCAAAGGCUUCAGCAUAUCAGCCAUCCUGGGCGGCGGCAGCUAG
Drosophila novamexicana is the source of this 1404-nucleotide messenger RNA. Its product is annotated as T-box-containing protein TBX6L. Gene Ontology annotation, molecular function: DNA-binding transcription factor activity, RNA polymerase II-specific; RNA polymerase II cis-regulatory region sequence-specific DNA binding. Bases 1 to 1404 code for a protein of 467 amino acids. Gene Ontology annotation, biological process: heart development; cell fate specification; positive regulation of DNA-templated transcription. Gene Ontology annotation, cellular component: nucleus. The record is from RefSeq and is a predicted model, not a curated record. Lineage: Eukaryota; Metazoa; Arthropoda; Insecta; Diptera; Drosophilidae. The transcript is spliced from 5 exons.